CCCUCCACCAACCACCACCAUCUCUGUGGCCUCCUCAUCUUGUUCGGCUCCAACUUCCUUCUUCACAAUGAUGUCAUCCACCUCUCCGGUGGUCUCGUCCUCCACACGGAUGAUAGCAGCCGCUGUUAAGAGAGUUUCAGAGGGGAGGGGGCAGAGAAAGGCGAGGCUCUGUUGUCAGAUCUGUCAGUCUAGCCAGCCUGGCCCCUCCCACCUCAGUGGAGGCAUUACAUACUGCUGGUGCUCGUGCUCUUAGCAACGGUGCCUCAGCAACAGAGCCACGGCAACAGAGCUCCACGGCAACAGCGUGCCGUGUCUCCCCAAUGGAGCUGCCAUUGGGCGGACCAGCGCUCAGGCACUACACCCAGAGCAGACCGAGACCUCACCGACAAAAACUGAACUAUCGUCCCAGCAGACCGCAGGAGACAAUAAUUGAGAGUGAAAAUGAAGUCCUUGAGCUCAUGGGGCGAGUGGAUGAAGGCGUGGAAGAGUUCUUUACUAAGAGAGUACUUCCUGCUGACACACUGAAACAGCAAGAUGAGGAAAUUAUCACAGUGCACGAAGUGGCUCCUGCCAGCUCUGUCCCUUGUCCACCCCCAACCAAAACACUCAGGAGGAAGCUUGGUGAUUUCUUUACACUCAAAAAGAGGCGAGGUUUGAAAUCAGAGACGAGCCACGAGGGGCGUCCCAAAAAGGCCUCCAUCGCCGAUUUCAUUCGCCCUCUCAGGGAGGUCGCCAGAUCUGAGAAAGAAAAAGAUAAGGACCGAGUGAAGGAGCACGACAAGGAAAAUGAAAAGGAGAAAGCGAAACAGCAGCCCAGUGCUGUUGCUGGAGAGUCAACUGUUCAGGAGACACCUGUUUCUGGUGCUCCGCCGCUGAGGGGUGAAGCGGCGCCUCCCCGCCGAGCUCUCAGAGAGGGGAAGUCCCAGUCUCUCAUUUUACUGUCUGGAUCAGCAGCAGGGACCACUAAUGCCAGAAACACUGCAAAGAAACAAUUUGAAGGCCAACAUAGUUUUGAACAGAAACUCCAUCUGAUGCUACAACGUAUUGGAGUUUCCAAACCACAGCCAGGAGAGACACAGAAUCAAGAAGGAGAGAUGAAGAAGGCAGAGUCUGAAGGUACCAUCAUCGACAGUAAACCUGAGCCACCUCCUACUUUCUCAAAACCUCGAACGAUGUCUGCGUCAUCAGACACAAGGCAUCAAAUUCGGGCGAGUGUGUCAGCACACGAGGCAGCUGGGAAACCUGCUUUGCUUCCAAAGCCAGUUAUCAAACCAGGUCCACCUCCCACGACAUCUGGGCGCAACACACCUGAGAACGAGCUAGCCCAAAUACAGGAAGCGGAGACAAACACGCCCACUAAACUCAGUCCAGCUGCAGCUCCAACAACUGCUGUUGCUACCACCGCUCCUGCUGCACCGACAAUCUCCACCCCUGACUCAGCCGAUGUUACAGUUUCCCCUUCAAGUACUGUACCUCCCUCUGACACAGAUAUAUGCACUGACUCUGUCAACCCUUCUGCAGCAGCUACAACACCCACGAAUGGUACAGUGCUUGACAGCGAAGCCUCUGUCCCCGAAGCUAGUACUCCUACCACUGAGUUACCCACCUCUACUGUCCCGGCAACACUUACAAGCACCACUACACCUACAGAGCCCCCCGCCACUGUCUCAGUUACUUCCACCCCCUCCUCAGACUCCAUUACUCCAAGCCUCCCUGUCACUUCCGACUCAACAACAAUAACUAGGCCUUUCAUUACCACCUCGGAAACUGCUUCUGCUCCCAGCAAUGAAAUUUCAGUUUCCACAGCAUCAACAAAUCUGUCAACUAAAUCGACUUUGCCAGAGCCAAAUGAUGUUCUCUCAGCUGAUGCUACCCAUGCUGCUGUUGGUGAUGCAGCUAUUUCUGUCACCACCGCUGCUUCUUUGCCCUCCACCAGCACAUCAGAUAUGCCGUCGGGCUCGUCUACCACCAUUAGUCCAGUUGCAGAAGCUACCGAUGAGUCCACUUCAGCCACAUCUAGCAACUCCGUAACAUCACUUUCAUUAGUCACUACAACUGCAUCUCCUCCUCCUAACUCAAGUGAUAUAAUUACUGCUGCAGGUUCACAUGACGCCCCCAUCACCUGUUCCUCCACCAUGAGCUCUGCUGCCCUUCCUCCCACCACCUCCACCUCUUCCACCACUGCUGAAACAAUAAGCCCAACAUCCAGCAUGAACUCUGUCUCCACAUCUACCAUUAUUCACCCUGCCGCCACUAGCUCUACUGAUAUCUCCGCUCCCUCCACUUCUUCCAGUGAAACAAACCCCACAGACACCACCUCCACCGCCACCAGUCUAAAGCGAGCAGAUACCACUUCCACCCCUAGUUCAGCCGCUACAGCUGCCAUUAGUUCCCCACUCAUGACUGACUCAGACCCACCUUUGUCCAACAAUGUCAGCACUAUCCUCACACCAGCUAUCUCUAGCCUGCCCGCUACUGAUAACUCAAGUGCUACUUCUCACCAUUUCACCACUCCGGCACCCUCUAAUGAUAGCCCAGGCCAAGAUAACGAUUUGCAGACCUCUGCCGAAGAAAAAUCCGCCUGUAGAGCCUGCAGAAAAAGGCACUGCAGACGAGGAGCCUGAGAUGGUUCAAAAGAGCAAGAUACCUGAGAUGGAUGAGAAAAAGGAAGUUAUUGAUGGUGAGGAGAAGAAGAGCGGAGGUGACGAGGAGACACCAACGCCGGGUGACAGCGAAGUGACAAGAAAAGACGUGCAGGAAAAAAGUGUGAAAGCUGAAGAAGUCACAGCGGCGGAACCUGCAUCAGGGAAAGAGGGUGAGCGAAGCAAAGAUGAGGCCGUGAUCGAGGCUCAGAAGCAAGAAGAAACAAAGUCAGCGAGUGAUAAGUAAUUAAAAAAUAAAGCAGUUGCUAAUUACGGGACCAACUACUGUGACAGGGGAAGAAGAGGCCACAGUAAAGGGUAAAAAGACGGGGAUGAUCCAUGGCACUUCCUACAGGGACCACCACAUUACAGCAGCACACCACACAGGGUGGGCCACUGGACCAAAGAACUGAGAUCCCCUCGGUGUGAUGUAAUCAACAAAUCCAGCAGUGUCUUUGUCCUUUUUUAACUUCUGUUUGAAAUUUUGCAUUGCACGUAUGAUUAUGUACCAUAAGAAAACUACUGUGGUAAAAUACACCAUGUUUACAAUAGAUGGAUAAGAGACAUAGUUAUGACUAUUAAAUGGAAUAUUCAAUUGA
This is a messenger RNA of Amphiprion ocellaris (clown anemonefish), 3241 nucleotides long. RefSeq names its product mucin-2-like. NCBI's taxonomy places the organism in Eukaryota, Metazoa, Chordata, Actinopteri, Pomacentridae. Bases 321 to 2624 code for a protein of 767 amino acids. The record is from RefSeq and is a predicted model, not a curated record. The transcript is spliced from 9 exons.